Molecule: messenger RNA, 2210 nt
Organism: Pungitius pungitius (ninespine stickleback)
Lineage: Eukaryota; Metazoa; Chordata; Actinopteri; Perciformes; Gasterosteidae
Gene: lrpap1
Product: low density lipoprotein receptor-related protein associated protein 1
Exons: 8
Coding region: 141-1184 (347 amino acids)
Biological process (GO): negative regulation of very-low-density lipoprotein particle clearance; negative regulation of receptor internalization
Cellular component (GO): plasma membrane; endoplasmic reticulum; rough endoplasmic reticulum lumen
Molecular function (GO): receptor antagonist activity; low-density lipoprotein particle receptor binding; lipase binding
Source: RefSeq, a predicted model, not a curated record
UUUAAGGAAGUGGACUCUCGUUUUGAGCACAUGACUUGUGGUACUGCAGCGCACCACCACAACAAAAAAACGGUCGUAGUUUUGUUUUGUCUCUUUUUUUCCACGAGCUAGUGAUUUUGGUUGGUAUUGUUAUUUUCAGAAUGAAACUGCGGUACUUAGUCGUUGCUCUGUGCUUCGGUGUCGGUGUAAUGGCCGGGAAAUACUCUCGUGAAACUAACGAGCCCAAACCUAGCGGCAGUGAUGGGCAGACGGUGGAGUUCAGGAUAGCUAAAUUGAACCAGGUGUGGGAGAAAGCAAAACGGAUGCAGUUGUCUCCAGUGCGGCACGCCGAGCUGCACAGUGACCUGAAGAUUCAGGAGAAAGAUGAGCUGCAGUGGAAGAAGGUGAAAGUGGAAGGGCUGGAUGAAAAUGGGGAGAAAGAAGCUCAGCUCCGACGUAACUUCAAUGUGAUCCUGGCCAAAUAUGGAAUGGAUGGGAAAAGAGACACUCGACCAUUGGAGAGCAACUACCUGAAGGACCACGACACCAAAGAUGGAGACGUGUUUGAAGACCCUAGACUGGAUAAACUGUGGAACAAGGCCAAGAGCUCUGGGAAGUUCUCCAAUGAGGAAUUACUGAGUCUAAAGAGGGAGUUCCAGCAUCACAAGGACAAGACCCAUGAGUACAACAUCCUCAUGGAUACAGUCAGCAGGACCGAAGAAAUACACAAAAAUGUAAUAUCUCCCCUGGAGGGGGACACAAAAGAACAUCUGCUACACCAGAAGCACACAGACCUGAAGCAGAAGAUGAGAGACCUCAGCCAGGGCUUUGAGCGCCUCCGUAAACUGAGCCACGAGGGCUUCACCGAAGACAGCGAGUUUCGGGAGCCCCGUGUGAUUGAACUGUGGGAAGCUGCCAAGAGAGCGAACCUCAGCGACGAUGAGUUGGACUCUCUCAAGGAGGAGCUGCGUCACUUUGAGACCAAAGUGGAGAAGCACAGCCAUUACCAGGAGCAGCUGGAGCUUUCUCACCAGAAGUUGCGUCAUGUCGAGUCUUUAGGAGACAAGGAGCACAUCAGGAGGAACCAGGAGAAGUACGACUCACUAGCUGAGAAAACCAGGGAGAUGGGUUACAAGAUGAAGAAGCAUAUGCUGGACCUAUCUAACAAGAUCUCACGUGAGGGACUCAAGCAUAAUGAGCUUUGAGGCUCGGAACAAUUCCAUCUGAAAACCCCACAGCCCGUCUUUUCUAAUGUUUUUUUGAAGGAUUUGUUUGUACACAAAACACUAUACAUAGGAAUCUACUACUACAUGCAUUUGUACAACUAAUGACUAACUAAAAAUAUGGUCAUAGUCCCAAAACAUUAACAUGUCAUGGGGGCAGCUGGUGAUUGGUUCAGGUCCCGGUGAGCUGACACCAGUUACAAAUCUAUAUAAUCUACAAUAGUAACUGUCUUUUGAAAUAUUCUGUUGCCUAAUCAAGGAAGCACUGAGAACUACAAACUUUAAUGUGAAAGAGGCAGGUGCAAACAGCAUACAGGAAUAUUUAAAAAAUAUAGUUUAAAAACUAUUUACAAAUCAUGUUGAUGAAAGCAGUCCCUGUAGUGCCAUGAACAGGCUAGCGUGGUGAGGUUUAUAGAACACUUUUUCUAAUCAGACGCAGAGACCUAAUUCACUCAUGAUGAAUAAUCUUCCUUGCUGGGCCUUGAUUAAUUCCAUGACAAGUUCCCCAGCUUGUGACAUACACCUGUGUUUAGUGCUAUUUCCUCAUAGAUGAUUGUUAGAAAUAACCUUAACGGAGUGUCACGAUGCAGACUUUUUUGUAUUUAUAAUUAGCUGAACUGUGUUUUUUAAUGAAAAGAAUCAGCAAAGAAAACUAUUUUGAAGUUUGAUAUUGCAGUCAGUCUGGUGGCUCUCCAGCUGAGUCAGCCUGUCCUCCCUGCCCUGCACAUGCUCCGCCCCCACUCGCUCAGCCGUUUCCAUGGCAGUGAUGUCGAGGUGGGCGUAUUUGAUGGCGCUCUCUUCUGGUCGGGAAAUCUGUGAUAAAGUGGAGAGAAGGGAAUAUUUGAUCUGCAGCCUAAAAUAGCUUCUUUCUGGAAUACAACUCCAAUAUUAUUAAAAUGUAUUAAAUUACUUUGCUCGAUCUAGCCAAUUCACAGCUUAGGAGUUUAUUUGUUUAAAAUGAUGUAACUUUAUCCUUUUUUUUAUGAAUAAAUUUUUUCCCCCAAUUUA